Juglans microcarpa x Juglans regia is the source of this 1343-nucleotide messenger RNA. Its product is annotated as secretory carrier-associated membrane protein 1. NCBI's taxonomy places the organism in Eukaryota, Viridiplantae, Streptophyta, Magnoliopsida, Fagales, Juglandaceae. Gene Ontology annotation, cellular component: recycling endosome membrane; trans-Golgi network membrane. The transcript is spliced from 12 exons. Bases 155 to 1003 code for a protein of 282 amino acids. The record is from RefSeq and is a predicted model, not a curated record. Gene Ontology annotation, biological process: protein transport.
AAAAAAUUUAAAAUUCGGAGAGCAGUGUUUCUCAAACAAAAGUCCGUACAUUCCUACGAUUUCCUAUGCUCUCAUUCUUGUUGCUAGGCAGCCCCAGGAGGCCACUGAUUUCUCUGAUUCAGAUCUCGUUGUUAUUGGAGAUCCGACCCGGACAAUGAGUCGCUACGAUUCCAAUCCCUUCGACGAAGAAGAGGUCAAUCCUUUCGCGAAUCCUGGAAGUGUUGCUCCUGCAACCUCAAGGCUUUCACCCCUGCCUCCUGAACCUUAUGACCGUGGUGCUACAAUUGAUAUUCCUCUUGAUAAUGCAAAGGAUUUGGAAUCAAAGGAGAAGGAGCUCCAGUCUAAAGAAGCCGAGUUGAAAAAGAGAGAACAGGAACUAAAGCGGAGGGAAGAUGCAAUAGCAAGAGCGGGAAUUGUUAUAGAGGAGAAAAAUUGGCCCCCAUUUUUUCCUCUUAUCCAUCAUGACAUUGCAAAUGAAAUACCUAUCCAUCUACAAAGAACUCAGUAUGUUGCUUUCACAACAUAUUUGGGUUUGGUUGUGUGUCUCUUGUGGAAUAUUGUGGCAGUUACGACCGCUUGGAUAAAAGGGGAAGGCCCAACAAUUUGGUUUCUUGCUAUCAUCUACUUCAUAUCAGGGGUUCCUGGAGCAUAUGUGUUGUGGUAUCGGCCUCUUUAUCAUGCUAUGAGGACUGAUAGUGCUCUGAAGUUUGGUUGGUUUUUUCUGUCUUACGUGGUACACAUUGCGUUUUGCAUCUUUGCUGCAGUUGCUCCUCCCAUUAUUUUCAAAGGGAAAUCCCUCACAGGUAUUUUGCCUGCAAUUGAUGUGUUAAGCGGGCAUGCUUUGGUGGGGAUAUUCUACUUUAUUGGAUUUGCGUUUUUUUGCCUUGAAUCAUUGCUCAGUAUCUGGGUUAUUCAGCAAGUUUACAUGUAUUUCCGAGGCAGUGGCAAGGCUGCUGAGAUGAAGAGGGAUGCAGCAAGAGGGACCAUGAUGGCAGCACUAUGACCUUGAACAUAUUGAACCGAGAUGUUAUUUGCGAUUUGAUCUCGCCUGAUUUGCCCAAAGAGUUCGAUAUCUUAAAUCGUUCUUUCCUCGCCGGUUCUUGGCUUGCUUUGCAGUCACACCUCUUGAUGUAUUUCCUUCUGUAUUUAUGUUUUGCUAAUACGAUGAAUGUAGAUUAGCUGAAACACAUUUAUGUUUCGCCGGUUCUUGGUCCGGUACCAUAUAGUUAUUAGCUGAGAAAUUGAGUCAUUAGAUUGUAUUAAUAGUAGCAGCAUGUUAUCCCACCACAGUCAUUGAAGGACUUCAAAGGAAUCAGAUGUCGAGCUGCCCACAUCAACAUUAA